This is a messenger RNA of Adineta ricciae, 1026 nucleotides long. Lineage: Eukaryota; Metazoa; Rotifera; Eurotatoria; Adinetida; Adinetidae. The record is from the annotation of a GenBank genome assembly.
AUGCGAGAUAUGGAUGAUGGAAACAAUGAAGAAAAGAUGAAAUUACAACCUAUCGUUUGUUAUCUCUGUGAUUGGAAUGGUCUCUUUCAAGAUUAUCCUAAUCACUUAGUUACUAUUCAUGCCGUUGAACUAGAAGACGAGGAUGAACAGAAACAUCAAAGUAUACCGUCACAACAUUCAUUACCAACUUCUUCCGUGUCCAAUGACGAACGAAAUAUCUCAAUCAGCGCUCUUUCUGGCCAAUUGUGUGCCGCGAAUGAUGGCACACAGCGGACGAAAUCACAGUUAUUGCAAAAUCGGCAAUUGGUCAACGCUACAGUAGAAGAUCUAUUACAUUUAAAACAAGCUACCGAAGAAACAGGAGCAUCUGCUAAAAUGUUCGCCAUUAAUCAACAGAUAUUCCAACAAAACAUAACUCCAUUAGCUGAAGAGAUCAAUAACCGGUCAAGAGCGUCUUACGAUGGAACACUCCUAUGGAAAAUUACGAAUGUUCAAGAGAACAUGAUGGAUGCAGUAUCAGGUAAACAUCCGUCAAUCUAUUCACCACCAUUCUAUUCUUCACCAAAUGGCUAUAAAAUGAGGAUGCGUGUUUACUUGAACGGCGAUGGAAAUGCUAAAUGUAAAUAUCUAUCUGUUUUCUUCGUACUCAUGCGUGGAGAAUACGAUGCGAUUCUUUCGUUUCCAUUUAAUUAUAAAGUAACAUUUUGCCUUUAUGAUCAAUCAAAUCAACGCAGACACGUUAUAGAAUCAUUUCAACCAGAUACACAAUCAACUAGUUAUGAACGACCCCGUUUUGAUAUGAAUACAGCAAGUGGUAUACCAAAUUUUAUAUCUUUAGAAACGCUUCGACAACCGAAUAAUUCAUAUAUUCGUGAUGAUACUAUGUACCUGAAAAUUAUAGUUCACUUCAAUGAUUCACCGGAAGCGAUUUUACAUGCUAUACGCCAUCUAAAUCCGAGUUUACCAAAUCAUGCACAAGAAUUUUGUGCAAACAAAGAAGCUGAAGAGAAAAAUAAACAAUCUUAA